Molecule: messenger RNA, 189 nt
Organism: Prunus armeniaca (apricot)
Lineage: Eukaryota; Viridiplantae; Streptophyta; Magnoliopsida; Rosales; Rosaceae
Source: the annotation of a GenBank genome assembly
AUGGAGAUCAUCCCUCUUGUUGGUGAUAUGAGAUAUGAAUCAUUCUUGGACAAAUCAAAGCAGGACAUGGCCUCUUCUUCAGAGUUGGGUGAACCUUGGGAGUUGCCUGGAUUCAAUCAACAUCAUCAGAAUCAAAUGACAAACUGUCACUUCGGUUUCAAUUCGAAAGGAAAUGGAGGAGAAAUCUAA